CGCUCCCCGCGCCGCCCGCCGCCACUUCGGCGGCUCCUCCGAGCAGCACCGCGGCUCCGGCUGCCGGGGCGGCCGCCGCGCCCGAGCCGCCAAUGCGGGGGAUAUCUGCGGGGAGGCAGCGGCACCGCGGCGGCGGGGAGGGCAGGUGAACUCCGGGGAAGGAUGACCGGCGUCGCCGCGAUCGUCUUUCUCCUGCAGCUCUUGCCCAAGGCGGGGGGACAGGUCUUCGCAGGUGGUUGUUCAUUUGAUGAGCACUACAGUAAUUGUGGUUAUAGUGUGGCCUUGGGAACCAAUGGAUUUACCUGGGAGCAGAUCAAUACCUGGGAAAAGCCAACAAUGGAUCCUGCUGUCCCAACUGGCUCCUUCAUGAUGGUGAACAGCUCUGGGCGGGCAUCGGGGCAGAAAGCUCACUUGCUGUUGCCUACGCUGAAGGAAAAUGACACACACUGCAUCGACUUCCACUAUUACUUAUCCAGCAGAGACCGUUCCAGUCCUGGUUCUCUGAAUGUCUACGUGAAGGUGAACGGAGGACCACAGGGCAAUCCCAUAUGGAAUGUCUCGGGGGUUGUUACAGAAGGAUGGGUGAAAGCAGAACUUGCUAUCAGCACAUUCUGGCCACAUUUUUAUCAGGUGAUAUUUGAAUCUGUCUCUCUGAAGGGACAUCCAGGGUACAUAGCUGUGGAUGAAGUCAGAGUUCUCGCCCAUCCAUGCAGAAAAGCACCUCAUUUCCUACGACUUCAGAACGUGGAGGUUAAUGUGGGGCAGAACGCAACAUUCCAGUGCAUUGCUGGAGGGAAGUGGUCACAGCAUGACAAACUCUGGCUCCAGCAGUGGAAUGGAAGGGACACAGCAUUAAUGGUCACUCGGGUGGUCAACCAUAGGCGUUUUUCUGCUACUGUCAGUGUAGCUGACACCUCUCAACGCAGUAUCAGCAAGUAUCGAUGUGUCAUUCGUUCAGAUGGUGGAUCUGGAGUUUCGAAUUAUGCAGAAUUAAUAGUGAAAGAACCCCCAACUCCUAUCGCCCCUCCUGAGCUGCUGGCUGUCGGAGCCACGUACCUGUGGAUCAAACCCAACGCCAACUCCAUCAUUGGAGAUGGGCCCAUCAUAUUGAAGGAGGUGGAGUAUCGGACGACCACUGGGAACUGGGCAGAAACACACAUUGUAGACUCUCCUAAUUACAAACUGUGGCAUUUGGAUCCUGAUGUGGAGUAUGAGAUCAGAGUGCUGCUCACUCGCCCUGGAGAAGGAGGCACAGGGCCCCCUGGACCACCGCUCACGACAAGAACCAAAUGUGCAGAUCCCGUGCAUGGACCCCAAAACGUAGAAGUUGUUGAUAUUCGCUCCCGGCAGCUGACAUUGCAGUGGGAGCCCUUUGGUUACGCGGUGACCCGCUGCCACAGCUACAAUCUCACAGUCCAGUACCAGUAUGUGUUUAACCAGCAAAAAUUUGAGGCAGAGGAACUCAUCCAAACUUCUUCCCACUACACUUUGCGAGGUCUUCGGCCCUUCAUGACCAUCAGGCUGAGGUUAGCCCUCUCUAACCCAGAGGGCAAAAUGGAAAGUGAGGAGUUGGUUGUGCAGACUGAGGAAGACGUUCCUGGACCUGUUCCCUUGGAAUCUAUCCAGGGAGGACCUUUUGAAGAGAAGAUCUAUGUUCAGUGGAAGCCUCCAAAUGAGACAAAUGGUAUCAUUACACUCUAUGAGAUUACAUACAAGGCCGUUGGGUCUCUGGAUCCCAGUGCUGACCUGUCCAGCCAAAGAGGGAAAGUCUUCAAACUAAGGAAUGAAACACAUCACCUCUUUGUAGGAUUAUACCCAGGGACUACGUAUUCAUUCACCAUCAAAGCCAGCACAGUCAAGGGCUUUGGGCCACCCAUCACAACACGGAUUGCAACUAAGAUUUCAGCACCAUCAAUGCCUGAAUAUGACACGGACUCCCCCCUGAAUGAGACUGACACCACCAUCACCGUUAUGCUGAAGCCCGCUCAGUCCCGGGGAGCACCUGUCAGUGUCUAUCAACUUGUUGUGAAGGAGGAGAAGCUGCAGAAAGCACGGAGAGCUGCAGACAUCGUUGAGUGCUUCUCUGUCCCAGUGAGCUACAAGAACGCUUCCAGUCUUGACUCACCACACUACUUUGCAGCUGAGCUGAAACCCAUCAACCUGCCCGUCACGCAGCCGUUCACAGUGGGCGACAACAAAACCUACAACGGCUACUGGAACGCUCCACUUUCGCCCCUGAAAAGCUACAGCAUUUACUUCCAGGCUCUUAGCAAGGCAAAUGGAGAAACAAAAAUCAACUGUGUCCGGCUGGCAACAAAAGGAGCUUCCACCCAGAAUUCCAAUGCAGUGGAACCAGAAAAACAAGUAGACAGCACGGUGAAAAUGGCCGGAGUUAUAGCUGGUCUUCUGAUGUUUGUUAUCAUCCUCUUGGGAGCAAUGCUUACCAUCAAGAGAAGAAGAAAUGCAUAUUCCUACUCCUAUUACUUGCAUUCAAGCCAAUGUUUUAGGGGCCUCUCUGUCUUCUACAGGACCAGGAAGCUAGCCAAGAAGCAGAAGGAGACUCAGACCAACACGCAGAGGGAGAUGGGUCCUGUGGCUACUUCUGACAAGACCUCUACCAAACUCAGUGCUGUUCACAAUGAAGAAGCUUUUUCUUCCAGCUGCCAAGAUGUUAAUGGAUUCACAUCACCCUCUCCUUGUUCAUUUUCUGUCCAAAGCAAAACCCUUCAGAGCAAAUCUUUGUUGAAUACCUACUACUCAGUAUCAUCAGACACUGUUCCAUCGACCACGCUGUUAGGUAAGAAGACAGACAGUAGCCAUGGAGAGAUGACCCAGCCAACCCUGACUAUCCAGACCCACCCGUACCGGAGCUGCGAGCCGGUGGAAAUGUCCUACCCCCGGGGGCAGUUCCAGCCAGCCAUCCGAGUGGCCGACCUGCUGCAGCACAUCACCCAGAUGAAGCGAGGACAGGGCUAUGGAUUUAAAGAGGAGUAUGAGGCACUACCCGAGGGGCAGACGGCAUCCUGGGAUACAGCCAAGGAAGAUGAAAACCGCAAUAAGAACAGAUAUGGAAACAUAAUCUCCUAUGAUCAUUCAAGAGUGAGAUUGCAACUGCUGGAUGGGGACCCUCACUCUGACUACAUAAACGCCAAUUACAUCGACGGAUACCACCGGCCUCGCCAUUACAUUGCAACUCAAGGGCCAAUGCAAGAGACAGUGAAGGAUUUCUGGAGAAUGAUUUGGCAAGAAAAUUCUGCAAGUGUUGUCAUGGUCACCAACUUGGUGGAAGUGGGCAGGGUAAAGUGUGUUCGAUACUGGCCAGAUGACACAGAGGUCUAUGGAGAUAUUAAAGUCACAUUAAUUGAGACAGAACCGUUGGCAGAGUAUGUCAUACGCACAUUUACUGUACAAAAGAAAGGCUACCAUGAGAUCCGAGAGAUUCGGCAGUUCCACUUCACCAGCUGGCCAGACCACGGGGUUCCUUGCUAUGCCACGGGCCUCCUGGGCUUCGUUCGUCAAGUGAAGUUUCUCAAUCCCCCAGAAGCAGGACCCAUUGUUGUGCACUGCAGUGCUGGGGCCGGGAGAACAGGGUGCUUUAUUGCCAUUGACAUCAUGCUUGACAUGGCAGAGAACGAAGGUGUGGUAGAUAUAUUUAACUGUGUGCGAGAGCUGCGAUCCCAAAGGGUCAAUCUGGUGCAGACGGAGGAGCAGUAUGUAUUUGUCCAUGAUGCCAUUUUGGAGGCAUGUCUUUGUGGCAACACGGCCAUUCCAGUUUGUGAGUUCAGAUCCAUAUAUUACAACAUCAGCAGACUAGAUCCACAGACCAAUUCCAGCCAGAUAAAAGAUGAGUUUCAGACACUCAAUAUUGUGACACCACGUGUUCGGCCAGAAGAUUGCAGCAUUGGUCUUUUGCCAAGGAACCAUGACAAGAACCGCUGCAUGGAUGUGUUGCCCUUGGACCGGUGCCUGCCCUUCCUCAUCUCUGUGGAUGGCGAAUCAAGUAACUACAUCAAUGCUGCACUCAUGGAUAGCCACAAGCAACCUGCUGCCUUUAUUGUAACCCAACACCCUUUGCCCAACACCAUAGCAGACUUCUGGAGGCUGGUGUUUGAUUAUAACUGCUCCUCUGUUGUGAUGCUGAAUGAGAUGGAUGCAGCACAGCUCUGCAUGCAGUACUGGCCAGAGAAGACAUCCUGUUGUUAUGGCCCAAUUCAAGUAGAAUUUGUUUCAGCGGACAUUGAUGAAGAUAUCAUCAACCGGAUAUUCCGGAUCUGCAACAUGGCCAGGCCUCAGGACGGAUAUCGCAUAGUUCAGCACCUGCAGUACAUUGGCUGGCCAGCAUACAGGGACACUCCUCCUUCCAAACGCUCCCUCCUGAAGGUGGUCAGAAGGUUGGAGAAGUGGCAGGAACAGUACGAUGGGAGAGACGGACGGACUGUUGUCCAUUGCCUGAACGGUGGGGGACGCAGCGGCACCUUCUGUGCCAUCUGCAGCGUGUGUGAAAUGAUUCAACAGCAAAAUAUCAUUGACGUGUUCCACAUAGUGAAAACAUUACGGAAUAACAAAUCCAACAUGGUGGAGUCACUGGAACAAUAUAAAUUUGUAUACGAGGUUGCACUGGAAUACUUGAGUUCCUUUUAGCCCAGUGGAGGGAGGGGAGCCUCUGGAAUGCCAGACCCCAAUCCGUGGCAGACGCUUCUCCCCUCUCCCACACUGGAAGGCAGUAACAAGUGUGGGAAGGAAAACCUCUCCUUCCCGGAGCAAGAGACUGAGAUUGCACAGACCUCGCUGGAAGGAGGAGAUGAUGCCUGUGUUUGCUGCUGCCUGCUUUCUAUUGGAACAUCUACUGCUUCUUAAAUAACCUACUGUAAAAAUUAGCAAAAUGGGAGACAGGCUGAAAGACUGGACUUUCUAAUGCCCUCUGACUUCUUCUCUCCUCUUUUGGAUUGUAUUUUUGCUCUCUUUGCUGCAGAGUGGGGAAGGAAUGAAACCCUUAGGAAAUUCUCUUUUAAAUGUCUCCUUUUUAAUUUAUAAUUUUGUUCUCAAAUCCCAGUCUUUAAUUUUUUAAUUUUAUGCAGCAGUCAUUUGGGAAAAAUGAGAUAGCCAUAGGGGAUAUAUGAAAUGUUUCAUUACAAUUUGUCUACCUUAUCUGUCUCCUUUUAUUUGUUUUUCCAAAUGAAAAGGCCAACACAAAAAAACCCCGCUGGAAUUCUCUUCCCAUAUGUAGUCCCUUUUAGCAUGAAAAUAGAUGGUGGAGAUGAGAAGCUGUUCAUGGAUUCACUGCCUUGGCUUCUACACAAAUGUUUGCUCCCAGUUUCUGCUAGGCUCCCAAGGCUGUGCAUGAGCCGGUUACAUCUCUCGGGUCUGUGUUUGUUUCAGUGCCGGUGAAGCAAUACCAUUAAUGAGUUUCCCAGCCACUUAAACCUUAAAUAUUUGCAUCAAACAAAUUGCAUUUGUCUUGCAACUUUUGGUAACUUUGUUACCAUAUUUUUCAAGUAUUUGCUGGGGUGCAGUGUGUCUUUGAAAAACAGGGUAUAAAGUAGGUAUUAUUGACUAUAUACUAUGUAUUAUUUUUUAUUUAUUAUUUGUAUUGCUAUAGAACUUAGGACCCCUAGUCACGACAGGACCCUGCUGAACUAGGCACUGUGUAAACAGAGAACAAAGAAAGUUCCUGCUCAAGAGCUUAAAAUCUGAAGGUAAUCUUAAAAUUGGGUUUAGUCAAGGUUUCCUCACUAUAUCCAAACUGUUGUACAGUCAGAUGUAUUUGAGUGAUUUAUUCAGAUUUCAAGGCUACACAAGCUUCAAAAUGGUAACCCAUCCAAGCUGUAGGAAAGGUGAUGUACAUACACAGAAACCUAUUCUGACAUGUGUUAAGAAAAGUGUUAGACUAGCACAGCAACUUUCCUUCUUAAGCAAAACAGCUUUUGUUUUGUUCUGCAAAAAUGCCUGUGCAACUCUCCGUCUUUGAAACAAACACCAGAUGUGUUUUGCCAUGGUUCUGGAUCUCACUCUGACUUCUUAGCAGCUAAGAAAUUGCUUUUCUGAAAGAGUAUGUUUAAGCAGUUAAUCAUUAAGGUCUGCAGGGUAAUCUUGGAGAAAAAAAUAAUUGAAUGAACAAGUCUUUACAAUAUUCAGUAUUUCAAUUUAUCCAUUUAUUUAUCUUGAGGGUGAGUGGAUACAAGGUUGCUCUGUGUGUAAAUUAGAUUCUGGGAGAUGUAGGCUUCUUCAAAUACAGACUUGCUAAAAGGUAGACUGAAGGUAAGAGUUUAAGGAAACUCCACUUUCUUACUACCUUGUAGUUUUCCACCCUCAGGUAAAUACUCAGAGACUGUGCUGGGAGCUCUGUCAUGUCAAUACCUGGCAUAGAGCAUGCCAGAAAUUAAAAAAAAAAAAAAAUCCUGAUUCUGUAUGUAAAUUCAAAAAGCACCUCUGCUUCAUGGUCAUUCUUUUUUUCAAUAGUCAUACCUUUGCCUUGACAAUGAAGGAUGAAAACUAAAUCUGAUAAAAGCAACUCUCAACUCAAACAUACCAGUAUCUAACCAAAAACUUGUCAUCACUACCAGGACCUGCAGCAGUCUAGGGAAGGAUGCUUGGAACAGCAAUAACCCUCUUCUUGCUAAGCAGAGAAGGGGCUUCAUAGGAUGCUGAACUGCCUAACUCGUAUUCUUGCCAGGGAGCUUUGGAUUUUUGGCUUGUUCCAAGUGGAUAUCAUGAAGGUCUUAAACAACCUUGAACCACAUUGCCCCUGAUGUAGCCAGUGUGCCGUAAAGUAUUGGUGAGAAUCCCCUCACAGGUGCCUCUGCUCUGUUUGUAGUUGGUCCUUUCUGUUGAUUUCAUGAUUUCUUGCAGAGACUUUUGGUUUCUCUUGGGGCCGCAGGUGGAUGUCUGGCAUCUCAUGAAACAAACUACUGGUUUUAAUUGUCUGUAGUUUUUUUGUUUUGGUUUGUUUUUUUUUUUUUUUUUUUUUACUUUUGCCACUAAGCAACACAAAUGAUUCUGCAGAAACAAAUGAAGAGAAAGCAAACCUAUGAGAUAAAAAUGAGAAGGAAGGCAUAAUAUUACUGCUUUGAUUACAGGUGGCUUGCUGUAACAGUGUAGGUCAGGAGUUAGGAGCCAUUAUCAAAGAAGAGGGGAGAGGGAAUCCUGAUCCCAGAACAUGAAUUUUCAACAACUGCCCAGAUAGGAAGAAACUACAAGUCAGCAAAGUGUUCGUGACUUUGCUAACUCCAGGAAACCAAAGGGAAUCACUCCCUGUGGAUACUAUGGAAAUAUUAAUUAAUAUUUAUCAUUCUAUUAAUUGUACUUGGAAACUAGCAUAGUAAUAGGUCCCCCUCAUGAGUUAUUGAAAGACUGGUGCAAGCACUGAGCGUGACAGCCAAGAUAAAAGGAAGAAAGAGGUAGAAGAAAUGGCAAAAUGACUGAGACGUGAAGUGUAGGAGGUAAUUCAGGGCUGAACGAUAACAUGAAGGAAAGUGGAUUAAAAAGCUAGAAGUAAGCCCACAGAAGGGCUGUGUGCAUGGAGAGAAGAAGGUGUUGGAUGAGCAGAGCAGAACAGCACUUUCAGUGGAGUAGUUGUUUAAGGUCUUGAGGUAGGUUUGAAUGUGUUUUAUGGUAUGAAAAAUGCUAUGAAAGGCUCAGAUACGUGUAUCAGCUGACCCACAACUCACCAUGGGCUUUUAGCCCUCUGCAAAUGCCAAGUGACAUUAGCUUAAACUGUGGGGAAAGAUAUUUAAGCUAAAUUUUACCUUGUAUUUGCAAGGAAGAAGUUUAAUGCAAAUUUUGGUUACCACAGCCCAACUGCUGGUCACAGCUUAUUAUGUGGCAACUCAGCCUCGUGUCUCAAUGUUCUUCUAAUGUCCAGCCUACCAUCCGUGUGGAAGGAUGCUUAGCAAACACCACAGAUUAUGUUGCCAAGUUGUUAUCAUGCAGUUACGUUGCUUUUGGGGGACUGACCCAGCUCCAGUCUGUGCUGGCUUAUGGAUCUUUAUGCAGUUCCUUACUGCACAAUGCAUAUAUGCUGAAUGUGAAUUAAUGAUGAAGGGAAUUGUGUGGAAAGAGAAGAGAAGCUCGCUUUAAAUAACCUUAUUACUUUGAGGUUGUUUAAACCCCAGAGAACAGCCUAUAGCAAAAUAGGUAAUGUGUUUGAAGCAAGAUCAUGGAUCAUGGGUUUGUUUUUGCUGGGAAAGAGAGAAGUUAUGAGAUGAGAUAAAGGAGGCUUUUUCAUUCCUGAAAGGAUUAAUAGUCAGGGCAAGCUUUCCAACCUAAGCAUCCCCUGCUGUGGAUGGAAAGUGAUAAUGUACAGUAGAAAAGGUGAAUUCCUCAAUGACUAAAUUUUACGCUGGAAGAAUACAAUAUUGACAAUAUUUGAAUGGCCAUAAUGAAGGUAAACUUACUCCCAUUCAGACAUCUUCAGGGGUGAGGGAGCAUCGCUUAUUGAUAGCAUAGUCAUAGUUUAAAGUUUAGUCUGAAAUACAGGGGACUAGAAAUAGGUAAAGAUGGGUGCUUCAGGGGUGACUAUCUCAUACAGGAGGUAACUAACAAAUUAUUAAGGGAUGUAACUGAAGCAAAGCAUUCCAGAGCUAUCUAGGCUGGCUGCUGGAGAAGGAAGAGCUGAGCUGUCUGCAAGAAAGAGAUAGACCAAAACCCCUAAAAGGUACAGUAGGUCUUAACAAUCUUUUCUUUUCGUAGUUUUGUGUUUGUUUGGUGGUGGUUUGUGGGUUUGGUUUGGGUUUUUGUUAAUUAAAAUCUCCGCAGGAGCUGUGUUCUAUUCUGGGUUGUUUUUUUUUUUUUUCCCUUCAAAUUACCUAUAAGGAAACAGGCAUCUGACCUCCUGUAAAUAGACAUGAGGUACUUGAUUAUUAACGUAAAGAGAAGAGACCAUGCAAGGGAGUACAGUGUAUAUGUGAAGGUAACAGAAACAGGACCUCUGGUAGCAAGCAAGCAAAUUGGAAUUUGGUGGUUUUAUUUAUGUCUGCAGAUUGAAAUAAUUGGUUGUCUCUGAUCAGGGAAGUCCCUGGACUAAGGUUAGUAGGAAGCCUUUCAAUUUGUGAUUUAAAUUCUUCAGCAAGGUUGCACAGAAUUAUGUCUUUCUGGUGGGUCCCUCUUAAUUUAUUCACAUUUUAGCCAUUUAUGUGAGCUAGAGUUGUCCAUUUUGGUCCGAGGACAACAGGCAGUUAGCAAUGAAAGAAAGUUUUUACAUGCACUGAAAAGCUGCAUCUUUAGUGGCCUUUAUCCCCAAAUCAAACCACCAUUUCUCUACCACCACCUCUCCUGCUCAGCCCCUGCCCAUGUGCACACACGUGUCCGGGUAACUCCCAAAAAGGAGACAGAGAUUUGGGGAAAUGCCUGUGACACCCAAUCAGUCUGGCCCCUGUAACUUUGUAGGGCAGAGGAGGGAAUCCCCAAACUUCUGCCUAGAGCAGAAUACAUUUGUGUGCCAGUAGUUUCCAGUCUUUUAUUCUGCAUCCAUAAACUCCCUGCUCGGUGAAUAAAAUGCUCAGUGGCAAUGUAGACCCCGUAGUAGUAGAUUUAAGUCAGCGGGUGGUAGACUUGUUUUUCCAUUUACUUUUCACAGGCCCUUUAGAAGUAAUUUUUGGGGUUUCCCUUGGGAAUCUCCAGCCAGGGAUUGCUGGUCACUGCUCUUGGUGCACUCUAGAGUCAGAGAAAGGAGAGAGGCUCCUGCAGCAGGUGAUUCAGAAGGUGUUUAAGCCAAUUGCCAUCUGGAAGAGAAGGAAAGGAGAUGAAAUCUCCUUUGGAAGAAACCAAACAUUGAGGAGGAAGCAGAUUAACUGGAGUCCUGAAACAGGUAGGAAGUCUGCACCUUGUUCUGUCUCUCAUUCUUGCACAGCUGCUCUUACAUCUUUCUUACUCUUCUGAGUUCAUGCCAAGAUCAUAAAAAAACAGGUAAUGCCACAUUCCAUGCUGUGGAGCUCUGUGGAGACAGGGCAGUCAGAGUGUAACAGAGGGAAAAAAUCCUGAGGGACAAAUAUAAAAGAUUUGCUUGAGAGAGGAAUCUUCAACUACGAGGUGCCUCUAUCUGUCACACUUGGAGAAUUCUUAAUAAGUCAUCCCAGAGAAGCACGUGGUCCUGGACGUGCAAUGCAGUGGAAAUGUUCUGCUUGGAAAGCUUCAUUGUCCUGUAAUAAAUUUAAACAAUCAACUCCAUUACAUUGGUAGCGCAGUUAACUUUUAUGGUAUUUCCAGCCAGUGCAAGGGGCAUCUCAAGAACUUUGUGUGAGCCUGCUGUAUUUUCAUUUGAGUGUACAAACUUGAGUCAACUCUGGUUUGUUAGAAAAAUAAAAGGGGCCAUGUGGCAAAAGUUACUCAGCAUAACCACGGCCUUUGGGUCAAAAAUUCAGUAUACCUCCUAGGAAACUGUGAAACGGUAGAACAAACUACUGCAUCUUUCCCGCACAGAUGUUUACAGGAGUAGAACUGGGGGGAGCCAGCUAAUUAAAGUCAGGGAGACAGAAGUGAAUAAUAAGGAUUCCAUUAGCCCUCCUGUGUUCCUAUUUAUUUAGAUUGCAGUCUUCUAUAGCCAUACAUACAUAAUAUACAAUUUAAAUGCAAGUGCUCUUUCCCUGUUCCCAAAAUACCCACAGCUCUUCUUUCAUCGAGGGCGAGCCAACAGCAUAGCAAGCAAAGCCCACUUUCUGCAGUUUUGGCAAGGACCACUAGGAAAAUCUAUCAUGUAUUAUCUGUUCAUUGACUUGGAAAAGGUAUCAGUCAUCUUCCUCGUGUACAUACUUGAAGAAUGUACAGUUUGCUGUAACUGUCAAGCAAAAUCAUACAUUUUCAUAUAUCAAGACCAAAUCCUGGUGGUACUGAGUGUGAUGGAAAGAAAAAAGAAAAAUCUUGCUGCCUUCCAGUGACCUCUAGUCUAUAAUCUUUAUUUGCUGUGUUGAAAUAUUUUAAAAGCCUCCCUUGUAAAAAAUAAACUAUACUCAGAAUAUCCCACAGUUUCAUGUUGGACUAGCAUAAUUGUGAAAACCUGGCAGCUUUUUCAGUUUGUAAAAAUAUGAGAGAUCUAAAUUAGCCUUUCCAUCCUUGUCCCAGUGCAUGCAGCAGAUUUUUCACCACUAUUCUGUUUUCAACUUGAGCCUUAAGAACUAAAAUAAUGCAGCAGACUGAAUGACAGUUGCUGGUGUUCCCAUAGUGUUUCCUGGUGGAAAAAAACAAACCAAAACAAACAAUCAAACAAACACCCACAAUACAAACAAAAAAAAAAGGAAAAAAAAAAAAAAAAAAAGAAAAAUGAAAAAUAGAAAUAAUGAAUGGGGAACAAACUAAAAUGUUUUUCUGCAACCCAAUUACCCAAUUCGGCAUGAGCUGUUUCUAAGCAGUAUAAACAUGAGCCAGUCCACGCCACUUUGUCUGGAGCAAGGAUUUGCCUAUUGCAAGGUGAAGGUACACUGUAGAUGGACCCUCUGGGACCAGUCCUGAUAUUUCAUAUAUAGGUAUCCAACAGCAUAGUGGUUACUUCAGCGGAGGCUAAAUGACAGCGUUUCAGUGGAGAUAUUUUUCAUUGGGAGAUCAGGUACCCUGAAACACUGCUAUUUGGGGGACUUUGUAAGAUUCCUCAAGCGUGUUGCACUACAGAGAUUUAUUUCCUUGUGUGAGUACAUCAUCUUUCAAUGGGGACUUGCAGGAAAUCUUACUUGUGUGAAAUUAUGGAAAUGAGUGUGUUUUCAGGGAUGGAAGUGGGAGUGUGGCCAGCACUUCACAAGCUUUCAUGAAUUUAGAUAUUCUAACGUUAAAGACUCCCCAGGAAAAAUGGUGGUCAGUUGUUUGCAUUGCUGAAGGUCUAACCAGACUUCAUGUGAUGGACUUUCAUGUACCUGGAACAGAACUGGCAUUACUCCCCCGUCACCCCUGUAGCCCUUUCUUACAUCUCCAGCACUUAAAUACUGUACUUCUAUGCCAAAAGUUGAGCUGUAUCCUUAACACAUCCUUUAACCCCUACUGACUCACCACAUUGACAAAAUUCACUCCUGUAUUGAUUUAAUCUCCUUCCUUUUCUUCCCCCCCUUCCUCCCCCACCCCAACCCUGUUGAAAUCAAAAUCUACUAGCAUCACUUGUUGCCAGACCUGGCGCUCCUUCACACAGCAAUGCUGUGGCUGCAUCUGGAUCAGCAGUGUCCUAUUCCAGCUCCCUGGGUGCAUUUUGCCAGCAGGGAGGAGUGCUGCAUGAGAGCUAAUCUCUGCUGUUGCGAAGCCGCCCCCAUCUUCCCCUCCUCUUUGGCCUUUAUGGAUUACUGGUGAAACUCACUUGUACAGUUUGGAUGUUUGAUAGAUAAAGCACGUAUGAAAAAAAAAAAAAAGGAAAAAAAUAUAAAUACAAGAAUCUUAACACUGUGCAUUCAGUGUCUUUUCUUUCUAGCUUAAAAGAAGGAAGGUAAAUAAUGUCAAGUCAAUGAAUAUCAGAUAUAUUUUUUGACUGUACAUUACAGUGAAGUGUAAUCUUUUUUUUACAACUGCGAGUCCAUCUUAUUUAUUCUUGUAAAUGUUCCCAGACAAUGUUUGUAAUAUGGGCUGUGUUGCAAAUCCAUAAAAUAAAUCUGUGAUCUGAGAUUAAUGUUUUACUAAGA
Molecule: messenger RNA, 12587 nt
Organism: Tyto alba (common barn owl)
Lineage: Eukaryota; Metazoa; Chordata; Aves; Strigiformes; Tytonidae
Gene: PTPRT
Product: protein tyrosine phosphatase receptor type T
Exons: 34
Coding region: 163-4641 (1492 amino acids)
Biological process (GO): protein dephosphorylation
Cellular component (GO): membrane
Molecular function (GO): protein binding; protein tyrosine phosphatase activity
Source: RefSeq, a predicted model, not a curated record